This is a messenger RNA of Medicago truncatula (barrel medic), 1145 nucleotides long. Its product is annotated as protein FAF-like, chloroplastic. The transcript has a single exon. Lineage: Eukaryota; Viridiplantae; Streptophyta; Magnoliopsida; Fabales; Fabaceae. Bases 117 to 902 code for a protein of 261 amino acids. The record is from RefSeq and is a predicted model, not a curated record.
UUGAUUUUUUUUCAACUCAUCUACUUGUAUUCCUCCUUACCCUUUUCUUCUCUCACUCAUCUUUGAAAAACCUAUUUAUAAGCAGAAUACUAACUAGCUCACUAGCAAGCAAAGCCAUGGCAACCUGUGACAGCCUACAACACAUCUUUGAUACCCUAUUGCCAGAAAAUCCAACACUGCUUCAAUCCCUUUCAUUUAACAAAAUUAAACCAGUAAAAUCCAUAGAGCCCUCCUCCUUUACUGAGAUAUUUGGUGAACUCCACUUCAAGGAAUCAUCAUCACCAGAGAUAAACCACGCAAAGCUCAACCAGAUCAAAGAGUCUGAGUCUUCUGACACUAUCCAAACUCCAUCUUCAGCUUCUUUUUCAAUUACACCAAUAGCAAGGCAUACCAACAGGCACAAAAGCAGUGACAGCUUUUCAUGGUUGAAUUCCGAAAGUAUGCAUCUUUGCACCGAAGGUCUUGGUUUUGAGAGUUCAGACGAUGUCGAGGACUCAAAGAGUGGAGCGAAUGAAUCUUUACAAAUUGAUCAAAAUGAGAAACGUGUCGAACAUCAUUUAUCUUCAAGACAUCAUUCUUAUGGAGAAUGUAGGAGGUUAAGGGUUAGUGAGUACCCUCCUCCCAUUUCAAGCAUAGGGAGGACUGGGAAGCCUUGGGUUUAUUUCAGGUCUAUUAGGAAUAAUGGAAGAUUUGUCCUUGAAGAGGUAAGGAUACCCACACAGGAGGUCUUGCGUGCUUAUAGAGAGGAUGGAAGGCUCAAGCUGCAGUUUGUUCAGCCUCCCGAGGAUGAGUUUCUGGAAGAGGAUGAAGAAGAGAAUGAUAUAGGAAGCAUAGAUGAAGAAGGAGAAGACAUGGCAAAAGAAGAGGACAAUUCUGUAACACAUCAUCCAAAUGAAGAAUAAGAGAUUGCUUGAUGGUUAAGUUACUGGUUACUCAAUUAAGGAAAGACAGAAAAAUUGAAUAAUCAAGACACUUAUAUAUGUUGCCUAUGGAUUUGCAAAAAUAAGACUGAAAAUAAUACUUGAUAAGCACUCUUAUAUAUGUUGCCUUUAAUUUUACUCUUUCAUAUUUACAUGUCAUAAGUUUUUGUUAUUUAUUUUUCAAUAUUUGUCCUGUAAAUAGAAAAUAACAAUGUUUUAUAUGAA